Messenger RNA from Gastrolobium bilobum, 1978 nucleotides. RefSeq names its product zinc finger CCCH domain-containing protein 43. The transcript has 6 exons. Lineage: Eukaryota; Viridiplantae; Streptophyta; Magnoliopsida; Fabales; Fabaceae. The record is from RefSeq and is a predicted model, not a curated record. Gene Ontology annotation, molecular function: mRNA binding; metal ion binding. Bases 160 to 1620 code for a protein of 486 amino acids.
UUUGUCUGUUCACACUGCUUCUGGUUUCUUCUCCUUUGCUAUUCCCCAUAUAAAAACACAAACUUUUUCUACCCCUUUUUGUUCACUCCGUGUGUGUUAUUCUUCUUUUUAAUAAAAAAUAUCUUCCAUUAUUAUUAGGGUUUGAAAUGUGGAGGGAGAAUGGAACCCUCUGAAUCCGAUUCAGCUGUAGUUUCUAAUGGCAAGGACCCAGAAUUGGGUUCUGAGUGGGCACCUUCUUCCCCUGUUGCCCAUCAUCCUCAACCGUCAGAUCUCAAUCACGUGGCUGAGGAAGACCCACUUGGUGAGGAACUUCAGAACAAGUUGGAUUUGAAGGGUGGGGGUGAUGGAGGAGAGCAAGUUUUGGACUUUAACGAUGGUGGAGGAAUUUGUGAUGAAGAAUCUGUUAAGGGUGAUGAUGGGGGAGGAGUUUGUGAUGAAGAAUCUGAUAAGGGUGAAAGGUGUGAUGGAGAUAGCAAGGGUUGGGAGACCAAUAGUUGGGAUGAGAAUGUGAAUCAUGAGGUAGGUUGGGAUGAUGUUGAUGGUGAUGGAGUGGAGAAGAAUGAAGAUGAAAGCAGAGAUGGAACUCAGCAUCACUACCCUUUGAGGCCUGAUGCUGAAGAUUGUGCAUUCUAUAUGAAAACUGGGACUUGCAAGUUUGGAUUCAAUUGCAAAUUUAAUCAUCCCAUUAGGAGGAAAAACCAGGUAUUUCUUCUGUCUAAGGCAGGAGAGAGAGAAGAACUAGCAGAAAGAUCGGGUCAGACUGAAUGCAAGUAUUAUCUAAGUUCUGGGGGUUGUAAGUUUGGAAAAGCUUGUAAAUAUAACCACACAAGAGGAAUAUUCUCAACAAUGCCAAGUUUAGAACUUAACUUCCUUGGCCUGCCCAUUCGUCUGGGAGAGAAAGAGUGCCCCUAUUACAUGCGCACUGGCUCCUGUAAGUUUGGAGCCAACUGCAAAUUUAAUCAUCCUGACCCUACAGCUGUUGGAGGAUGUGAUCCUUCUUCAGGGUAUGGUAAUGGAGGGUCUAUUUCAUUACAAGGUGCCUGGUCUUCUCCAAGAACAUUAAAUGAAACAUCUCCUUUUGUGCCAAUGAUGCUUUCACCUACUCGAGGAGUUUCUCCCAAAAGUGCUGAUUGGAAUGGAUAUCAGGCACCUGUCUACCUAUCUGAGAGUAGCAUGCAUCCACCUUCUACAUAUGUCAUGAACAACCCAGCACUUGAAACAAAUAUUUAUGUGCACCGUCAGAAGCAGAUGGCAGUUGAAGAGUUUCCGGAAAGGCCGGGGGAACCUGAAUGCAGCUACUUCUUAAAAACUGGGGACUGCAAGUUUAAAUCUAAUUGUAAAUUCCACCAUCCCAAGAAUCAGGUUGCAAAAUUACCUCCAUGCAACCUCAGUGACAAGGGUCUGCCUUUGAGACCGGACCAGAACGUCUGCUCACAUUACAGUCGCUAUGGAAUUUGCAAAUUUGGACCAGCUUGUAAGUUUGACCACCCGAUAGGCUCACCGCCCUUAAUGAUGCCUGAACUUGGUCAGCAAUCCUACACAAACUCAGCUAGUAUUGAGGUUGCUCGGAUGGGUGGAAGUGUAGCUGCAAGUGAUGCAUCAAUUCAGCAAUCUGUCUGAACAUCUUUGUCAUGGAUCUUCUACCUUUGAGGAUGCAUAUCACCCAGAAAUUGUUGCUUUCUUCUUAAACAUGAUAAAUUUAUUUAACUUUUUCUGGCUCUGCUCAAUGCCACACAAGCUUUGCAGAUAAUAGCAAUAUAUAAUAACAUAUGCAUCUGUAGGUUAUCUUUUGUUUCUGGUCUGUUUUCUCUCACUUGGUCAAGUGUUGGAUUAUAGUUGGGCUGGUUUGAAAUGGUGGUGAAUGUGGAUUUUCUUGUUUUACAGUUGCCAAUGGAGUUAUGAACCUUGGUAUGUCAAAAUUGACAACUAUUCAAUACAAUCUGAUGGGAGAAAUAAUUGAUAAACGAAACCAUCCCGU